This is a messenger RNA of Hydra vulgaris (swiftwater hydra), 874 nucleotides long. Its product is annotated as TNF receptor-associated factor 3. The record is from RefSeq and is a predicted model, not a curated record. Gene Ontology annotation, molecular function: zinc ion binding. Lineage: Eukaryota; Metazoa; Cnidaria; Hydrozoa; Anthoathecata; Hydridae.
UUCGUGAUAAAGCCAUUGAAAGAGUUAUUCUAGAAUUAAAUGUUAAAUGUAAUAACAGUUUCAAAAAGUGUCAAUGGACUGGAACACUGAGAACAUAUAAUAACCAUUUAGAAUCUUGUGAAUAUCAAAAAAUAAAAUGCCUCAAUAAACAGUGUUCCACUUUACUUUUACGUAAUGAGAUGAGGAAUCACACAGAAAUAAAAUGCAUUUAUCGUUUGGUUACCUGUCAAUAUUGCAGUGAAAAGAUGCUUUUUUGUGAGAUGCAGAAUCACUUGGAAACUUGCAAACGUUAUUGCGUAAAUGAAUGUGGCAUAAAAGUUUUGAGUAAAGAGAUGUCGUCCCAUAUCACUAAUAGCUGCGCUAAUACAAUUAUUUCUUGUCAAUACUCUUACAUUGGAUGUAACUUUAAGGGAAUGAGAAAAGAACAAGGUACUCAUGUCAAUUCUUCAACACAAAACCAUCUUUCAAAGGCAAUAUCUAAAGUUGCUGCACUUGAAAAUGAAAUAAUCAUUCUCAAAAAUGAAAGGAACAUUUGUUGGUUUUUGGUUGGGUUGGUUGUUAUUGCCGUGGUGGUCUUGACACUUUUUUACAACAAUAUCGGCAUCUAUGGAAAUGGAAUUCUAUUUUCCAAAUUCUUCUAUGUUAUAUAUUCUAUAUUAUUAUUUAUUCUAUAUAAUAUAUUCUAUUUUAUUUUAUAUUACAUUCCAUUUUAUAUAUUCUAUAUUAUUAUAUUUUAUAUAAUGUUAGGUAUUUUGUUGGUUUCGUUUUUAUUAAAUAUUUUAUUAAUGGCUACAAGAUAAUAAUAAUGAAGAGAAACUGCUGUGCUUGUGGCUUAAUAAUUAAACAUUUUAACCUUUUUUGUGACCAUUUAGGU